AUGAACACUUUGAGGGAGAAUUGCAAACAACAGAAUGGUGGAUCCAAGCUAUAAAGCUGGAAAUCCACCGCACCCCUAUUUUUCGCUGUGUCUGUUUGAGCUGGGAUUUUUAUUUGCACUCUGAGACGCAGUAGGUUCAGAGAGGCCAAGGACACUGCUGGCUGGAGGCUGCGCCCUUCAGCUGAGAAACUUUCCCAAGAAGUUCCAGGCUGCUCCUGUUUGUGAGAACCAAGCUGCGGGCCCUUAAAAAGCAGCUGGCGAGGCCCGAAGGAACACCACCAGUUUUAUGGUUAUGUUGAACAGUUUAGAUCUUCAACUUAAACGAAACAGCAUGGAACGCCAUGUCCCUGUCCACCCUUUACCUGAAGAGAUCCAACAGUUUGAAUUUCUUGAGUUUAGAACUUGCAACUAAGCAGAAAGAACUGGAGGGCAUUCAUUUGAAAAUGGAAGACAAUUGGAGUCAGCUAGUAGUAGUUCAGAACACAUCAAAACUUUGCAGGGAAAGAACAAAACAACAAGCACACAUCAUAGAGCAGACAUCCACUUUCCUUCAGGGGAUAAAGAUUGAACUGGCAGUGCUUAGAGAAGAUGUGCGAAGCAACUUGGUAAUAUGGGAACCUUUCAGCAAAGCACUGACACAAUGCCUGGAGGCCACUGGAGAUGCUGUACAGAUGGAAAUACUUGGAUUGCAAGAAGGUCUUAAGAAAUCCAGUCAAGAGGUAGAAUUCCUUCAACAGCAAGCAAGAGAUCUACAGCUUUCUUCAGACACGAUUGCACUACAAAUUGAUCAAAUUCAUGGUUUGGAACAGAAAGAAGCUGAACUCCAAAUCAAAUGUUGUAAAUCAGAGAAACAGGUAUUUGAUCUUGAAAACCAGCUUAUGACUCAGCAGCUUAAUUUCCAAAAGGUUACAGAAGAAUUGGAACACUGCAAGGAGUUGUUACUGAAUCAAUCAAAGGAAGUGGAAGAUCUUCUCUCAAAGCUAACAAAACUGGAGUCUGUACAUAAUGAGAGGGAAUCCAGAUAUUGCAAAGAGAUUGAAGAAAAAGAGAAACAAUGGCUACGUUGUGAACAAAAGUGUAAGAGUUUAGAAGAACAGCUAGAAAUCAAAGUUCGCCAGGAGUCAAAAUUACAAGACCGAUCAUCAGUCUCUCAAAAUGAAAUACUGACUCUAAAAACUGCCCUAAGUCAGGCAGAAGAGAAGCUGGAAGCAUUGAAACAAGAAAGGGAACAGAUGGUGAUUUCACAUCAGAACAGGAUUAAACAGCUUCAAGAACAUCUUCACCAGAUGUUAGGUGAUGAAGAUAGCUGGAGGGCGAAAAUAGAUACUGAGUUAUCCAAGCAACAGGCUCAUCACUACACAGAGCUUAAGGAAUUAGCACUUCAGAUGAAGGAAGAAGCAAAGAUUGAAAUUGAUACAGAAAGACAAAAACAGCAAGAACUAAUAAAUAAACACAAUGAAGAGCGCAAGACACUACAGGCACAGGUUUCUGACUUAAUCAGUGAUGCUACCAAAGCAUUACAGUUGGACGUGAGCAAACUGAAGAAAGAGCUUCAAGACAUUCAGUGUCGGUCAAUAGAGAGUGGACGUUCUAAAGAUUGUAAAAUCUAUAACUUGGAAAAGGUAAUCUCUCAGCUAGAGGGACAGCUAAAACAAGAACAGGGCAAAAUAGAAUCCAUAACUGAGGAACUGAGGAGUGAAAUACAGCAGAAAUCAAUUGAGUUAAGAGAAACACAGCAGGAGGUACAGCAGCUAAAACGUGAACUGGACCAGGCCAAAGCAGAGAAUACAUUUCUUGAAGAAACAGUGCGAAGAGAAUGUGAAGAACGCUAUGAACUCACUGAGGCUCUUAGUCAGGCCCGAGAACAAUUGAUGGAACUAAAGAGACUCAGUAGAGAACAUCCACAUUCUCAAUGUUCAAUUAGCCAAGGAAGUCUGAAUUCAUCCUCUUCAUCUGCAGGGAGCUAUAAGAUCCAAAGAAGCCUGUCUAACAGUAGCAGAACUAAACUCAGUGCCUUACAUGGGCUACCAGUGAAUGCCAAUGUCUCAAACAAUGCUGGAACCAAUGCUUUACCAAUCAUACCAAUGCUACAACCAUCAAAAGGGAGAGCUUCAUCUGUAAGUGAAAUCAAACAGAGGAUUGCAGCUGCUGUAAGAAGAAAGUAGUAUACUCUCAAAAAACAGAAAAUAUUGCACUAAAAUCAAUCUGCUUGGACUGUGCAUCUAAUGUUGAUGUAUUUGCAAAUAAAAUUAGAUUCUAACAAUGCACUGAAAUUGUGGACCAUUGGGUUUUCUGCCAAGAAUGAUUACUUGUUGUGUAGCUUCACAAAACUGUAAAAUCCCUUCAAAUAUAGCUAAAUAUGGCCCAUUCCCAAUGAUGCUGGAAAAAUAGAAAAUGUUUUCUGACAACAAAAAAGUUCCUUCAGGUCCAUUUACAUCAGGGUUGCAUGGAAUGGACAGCACAGAAAUUGUUCACACAACCCAACUGAUCUAUGCCAGUCCUUACGCUCCAUAGGACCCUCCUCCCACACAUCUUACUCCAAACCUAUUGGUACGUAUUUCCAUUCUUUUAUGUGAUUAGCUACCUUCCCCUAAAAUUCAUCCAUGUGUUCAACUGAAUGACUUGUAGCAUGUUCUAUAUUCUGAUGACUCCUGUUUAGAGAUUUCUCUUCAACUCCCUAUUAAAUUUAUUA
Messenger RNA from Chiloscyllium plagiosum (whitespotted bambooshark), 2692 nucleotides. RefSeq names its product Leucine-, glutamate- and lysine-rich protein 1 (gene lekr1). The record is from RefSeq and is a predicted model, not a curated record. NCBI's taxonomy places the organism in Eukaryota, Metazoa, Chordata, Chondrichthyes, Orectolobiformes, Hemiscylliidae.